Messenger RNA from Odocoileus virginianus texanus, 2718 nucleotides. The record is from RefSeq and is a predicted model, not a curated record. Lineage: Eukaryota; Metazoa; Chordata; Mammalia; Artiodactyla; Cervidae.
CAAAGGUCAGGACUGUCUUCAGCCUGAGUUGUCUUGGUUCCUCUGUGAUUUUCAGUGGCAAGCACUGUCUAUAACACUUAGGGAAGAGCAUGGCUUUUCAGGGUCCAGAUUUGUCCCUGUGGAGGGUAUGAGACUGGAUGUCUUUUAGCUCAACUGUUCAGAGGGGUUUGUAGCAGCACCCCAACUGCUCAAAACCCAGUUCAGUAUCCUCAGAGUGGACCCUCAGCGAUACCACUUCAGGAUCUUGCACAGAAGGUAACCAGAGUUUGGUUCAGACAGAGCUACUUCCUCCUAGAAACCACUUGGGAGUUCAGUUUUGAGUGAAAUUCUAUAACUGUGAGGUCAGAGGGAAGACAGCACUGAGUCCCUCCUAACACAAACCUUUGGAUGUUAUUCUUGCAGAAGCCUAUAAAGUAAAAUUUUCUGCAUCUGGCCUACAACAAAAAAGGAAGGAUGAAAUUGUUUGCAGAUAUCAGUUGGGGCCCAGAAAAAUCUAUGGAAAAAGACCCAUCUCUAUCAAUAAAGAAAAAUUAAUUUGCCCAGGACAUAUGUUUGACAAGGCUGGACAGGAGGUUUUCAUUGAUUACAGCCUGAACAAUGGUGUCAACUUUGUAGAUGAAGACUUGAAAAUUGCUGGCAAGGAUUGUGGGAAGAACAGGGUGGGUCUGCAAGAACCUCAGUGGAAGGGGGGGAAAGUGGAGGAACAUAAAACCUGGGAAGAGAAGGUUAAGCCUUCAGAACCCACUAUAGUAUCAACAGUGAUCACACUGCCUACAGUUAUCAUGAUAAGGACCAUAGUGCCUACUGUUGUCUUGACAACCACAGUACCUACUGUUGCCACAACGACAAGCACAGUACCUACCACUGUCACAACAAAAAGCACAGUACAUACCACUAUCACAAGGAUGACCACAGCGAGUACUUUUGUCCCAGAGGAAGAGACAACAGUUCCUGAGGUGGUCCCAGAAGAUGAGACUGCAUUUCCUGAAGUAGCCCCAGAAGAGGAGACCACGUUUCCUCAGGUGGUCCCAGAAGAGGAGACAUUUCCUCAGGUGGUCCCAGAAGAGGAGACAUUUCCUCAAGUGGUCCCAGAAGAUGAGACCACGUUUCCUCAGGUGGUCCCAGAAGAUGAGACCACGUUUCCUCAGGUGGUCCCAGAAGAUGAGACCACGUUUCCUCAGGUGGUCCCAGAAGAGGAGACCACAUUUCCUCAGGUGGCCCCAGAAGAGAAGGCAUUUCCUCAAGUGGUCCCAGAAGAUGAGACCAUAUUUCCUCAGGUGGUCCCAGAAGAUGAGACCACAUUUCCUGAGGUGUUCCCGGAAGAGGAGAAUACAUUUCCUCAGGUGGUUCCAGAAGAUGAGACCACAUUUCCUGAGGGGUUCCCAGAAGAGGAGACCACAUUUCCUCAAAGGUUCCCAGGAAAUGAGACCACAUUUCCUCAGGUGUUCCGAGAAAAUGAGGCCACAUUUCCAGAGGUGUCCCCAGAAGAUGAGACCACAUUUCCUGAGGUGAUCCCAGAAGAGGAGGCCACAUAUCCUGAGGUGUUCCCAGAAGAGGAGAUCAUAUUUCCCGAGGCGUUCCCAAAGACAGAGACCACAGUGCCCACUGCUGUCGCAGAGGAGACCACAGAGCCCACAGUUGUGCCAGAGGAGGAGACCACCUUGUCUAACAUUGUCCCAGAAGAGGAGACCACAGAGCCCACAGUUGUGCCAGAGGAGGAGACCACCUUGUCUAACAUUUCCCCGGAAGAGGAGACCAUGGUGCCCACCACUGUCACAGAGGAGACCACAGCACCCGCAGUUGUGCCAGAGGAGGAGACCACCUUGUCUAACAUUUCCCCGGAAGAGGAGACCACGGUGCCCACCACUAUCACAGAGACCACAGCACCCGCGGUUGUGCCAGAGGAGGAGACCACCAUGUCUAACAUUUCCCCAGAAGAGGAGACCACAGUGCCCACCACUGUCACAGAGGAGACCGCAACAUCCAUGGUUGUGCCAGAGGAGGAGACCACCAUACCAGAGUUUUUCCCAGAAGGGGAGAUAAUAAUACAUGGGACUGUCCCAGAGAAGAUUAGCUUAAUGCCCAAGGUUGUCAGCCGUAACCUGCUUUACAGUAAUCCUCUCUGGGUCCCUGUGCUCAUCUCAGCCUUGUUCCUGUCCCUGUUCCUGUCACUGCUUGUCUGCAUCUGCUGUCACAAGUGGAUCAUCAAGAAGCCAUCACCAGCCCAGAAACCAGAAAAGAAGCCAUGCCCCGAGCAGGGAUAUACCACAGUGAUUAUCCCUUGCUGUGAAUGCCAAGAAGACAGGAUGAGACAGAUGGAGGGAAAACUGGAUGUUUUUUAUAACUUUCUUCAGCGCUGCAGCCUGGUGCCAUUGAUGCAGUGUCCAACCAGGGACAUGGGAAGCUGCAUCAACUUCACCUUAAUGAAUCCCCACUGUGCACAAAUGCUCUGCGGAUCAAACAUCUGCCUUCAACCCAGCCAGGAGUGCUUCCCCCUCAAUAUCAACUGCCCAAAUCAUCAAUAUCCCCCACCCAUAUGCCCUCAGCCACCCUCCAGGAUGCUACCGCUAAUCCCUCCCACUGCCCGGAAGCUUUGCAGAAGUAGUAUGUCACUCCCACCUCCAUAACCCAACAUCUAAGCACCAAAGCCCAGCAUUGUUAAGAGCCCUUUGUGUACUAUAGUGGACAUAUAUAUUGUGUUUUGGUUUACAGUCAAAA